UUGUAAUUCGAUUUGAAAAACAAGAGACAGAUGAGAUUAGACAAUGCUUUGUCAUUCUCUCACUGAUCGAUUGCAGCCAUGGCUUCGUGACUACGACCGCCUUCAAUCCUUCGCCGUUAUCCUCAUCUACAUUCAGAUUGGCUGCUCCUUGAUCGGUUCUCUCGGAGCAUUGUACACCGGAAUCCUUCUCAUCAACCUCGCCAUUUCUCUCUUCGCUCUCGUCGCCAUUGAAAGCAGCAGCCAGUCUCUUGGUCGCACCUACGCCGUCCUCCUCCUCUCCUCUCUCAUUCUCGACAUCUCCUGGUUCUUUCUCUUCUCCAGCGAUAUCUGGAACAUUUCUUCUGAGAAAUAUGGAGCGUAUUUUAUUUUCUCAGUGAAACUCACUCUGUCAAUGCAAAUCAUUGGCUUCUCUUUGAGAUUAUCGUCGUCACUAUUAUGGAUUCAGAUCUACAGGAUGGGGGCUUCACAUCUAGAUACUACAAUUCCAACAGACACAGAUUAUGAUUUAAGAAGUAGUUUUCUCAGUCCUGCCACUCCUGCUGUAGCUAGGCAUUCCUCAGGUUCUGAUGAAGUUUUAGGGGGCUCAAUCUAUGAUCCAGCUUAUUAUUCAUCUCUUUUCGAAGAUAGUCAAGAGAACAGGCUUUCAGUUAUGGUUCAGAACCAUCCCAUUGGUGGCAAUGGAUCAACUUCUGCUGCUGAUGUUUCUCCGUUGAAGCUAUCGAUGAGCAGGUCUUAUCAUUCUGUGGAUGGUCAGAAUCAUUCCAUUAGUGGCAGUUUAUCUACUUCUGCCGAUGCUUCUCCACUGAAGCCAUCCUUAGGCAGGUCUUUUCAGUCUAUAGAUGAGGAGAAUACAAGCGGCCAGCCUCAGCCGUUUCGAGUAUGAGUACGGCAAUAAGAUUCUUUAGUUUUUUUUCUGCUCCUCCGCCCCAUGCUCGUUGUUCAAGGUUUGUUUCCUUCACACAAUGAGGUGUGACUCCGGGGGAGCGGGCUAUGUACAGAACAGUUACAGGUUAUUAAGCGUAUUUUUUUGUACGAAGAUAGAAAGCUGCCGAUCAUGGUACGCGAGAAGAAGGAGAACCACAUGAUUGAUUUUGUAGUGUUCUACAAUUCUAUAAAAAUUAGACAAUAUAGUCUUACCACUAGAGAAGUGAUAUGACGCCAUCGUCAUUCUCACCAAAUUGUGGAUUGAUAUGAUGAUGCAAGUAACUAGACAAAUAACACAGGCACCAAGGAUAUCUGUUUUUCAACUUUGGUAAA
Humulus lupulus (European hop) is the source of this 1257-nucleotide messenger RNA. RefSeq lists its product as uncharacterized. The record is from RefSeq and is a predicted model, not a curated record. NCBI's taxonomy places the organism in Eukaryota, Viridiplantae, Streptophyta, Magnoliopsida, Rosales, Cannabaceae. The transcript has 6 exons. The coding region runs from base 44 to 883 and encodes 279 amino acids.